GUUAUAUAUAUUUUUUUUGUUUAACUACAUAUAAACCAUAUGAUGUUAUUCAUUGUGUGUCUGCAUAUGUCUGUAUACUCAUCAACGCUGUUAAUGAUCAUGUGGUCGUGCAGAGGAAGUAGACUGAAUAUGAUAUGGUUUUUUGUUUACAAAUUUAGAAACACUCUAAAAUGAUUUUUUUUGUUUGGUUCUAGAAUAAAGUUACACACUAUAUUUAUAAUCCACACUAACAUGUUGAUGUCCUGUAUCUGUAGUCAAAUAUGCAGUUUAGAACUGACAGUUGUAGCAUCCUUAAUUAUAUAUAAGCUGUCAGUUAAACAUUUAUGUAGAAAAAUUGUUUACAUUUAUUUUAAGGUUCCAGACAUAUAGAGUAACUGAUAGGUGGGCUGUUGCAGUGCAUUUGCUUGGUUAAAGGGGUCAUGUGUUCAGAAUGAGAACAACGUAAUUGACUCAGACUAUUCUUUAAAGGCUUACAGGGCUGAACAGAUGUCCAGUGAUGGACCAAGCACUAAGAUAACAAACCUCCCUACAUCUCAGUCAGCUGUAAAUGUAAUUAGACUACUGUGUGUUUAUACUCUGGACAGGCAGCUGCUGUGUGAAUAUAACUAGGUUAUCUUUGCAUUCAAGAGCUUAUUCUGCUAGUUGGCUCAAAAACAAUGCCUAAUCAGCUCUUUUGCAGUGUUGUGAUCUCUUAAAGCCAAGAAAAUGAAGUACAUAAGUAAUGCUUAAGUAAAUUUUUAAAUAAGAAUUUAAAAAUGUUUUUAAAAAAAUAAAAAAGUAAAAGCAACAUUAAAAAUUAUAAAAUGCAAUUUUUUAAAAAUAUAAAUAAAAUACUUUAAAAACCAAAGUGAGAACAUCAGCUCUUUCUCAUAACUGAUCCUGUAUUUUAUCAUACUGUUUGAUAUCUUAUUUUAGGCCACUUUAAACAUUACAGGUACAGUGUGGGUGACAGAAAUUUGAAGUCACUAAUGAAUCCUUAAUUAUUGAGGUUAAUGCUUGUGCGAGACACAACAGCUGGGGUUUUACACUUAUUUACAGGCCAUGCAGUGAUUGAGUGUCCUGUUAUCUGCACUCAGGUACGAGUUAAGGAGACGAUGGUGCUCUCCCUGGUGCUCUCCUCCUCAGGUCAACAUGUUCAACCUCAUAAGCAAUUGCUGCAGCUGGGUCUCCAAACUCCAGCAACCCCUGAGGAAGAUCACAGUGCUAGUGGUUGGUUUGGACAAAGCUGGAAAAACAUCUUGUGUCAGAGGGAUGUUGAGAGGUAAUUUAGUGCCCCCUGGAGAUGUAGGUCCCACCCAUGGAUGUGUCCGCACUGAAUUAAAGCUGGAGAACUACUUGGUUAACAUGCUGGAUAUGGGUGGGGCUCCAGAGGUUCGGGGGUCCUGGAGAGAGCAUUACGGUGAAGCUCACGGCAUCAUCUUUGUGGUGGAUUCAAGUGACAGACAACGAAUGAAAGAGGUCAAAGAAGCUCUAGUGGACUUGCUGAAGCAUCCAAGAGUAGCAGGAAAACCUCUUCUUGUGCUGGCCAAUAAACAGGACAAAAUGAAUGCUCUGCUGGGAAAUGAACUCAUCGAAAUUCUCUCCCUCGAGAAGCUGGUCAACCAGAGCCGGUCCCUUUGCCAUAUUGAGCCAUGUUCUGCCUCAAUGGACCUGCGUCGCUGGUCAGACAGGAAGACCCUGCGAGGUCUCAGAUGGCUACUGCGAGCCGUGUGCCUGGAGUACCCAGACCUCUGUGCCCGUGUGAUGAGAGACGGGAGGCGACCAUUAGGGCCAGAAGAAAAGGAAAGGAGAGGAAAAAUAGAGAAGAGCCGGAACAAAUCUAAAGAGGAGAGAACACGGACAAGCAAAACAGAUAUCCGUCAAGAACAUCACAGUGAAACUUUAAGGAAAAAUGGGACUCUGCAACCAAUCAAAAACAUUCUAAAUAAGGAGAACUCUUUAAAAAAGAAAUUAAGCAAAAAGAAGAAAGUGAAAGUUAAAAUUAAGAAGGAGAGUCCAAGCAGAGGAGUAAAUGAAGAAGAGGUGGAGGAGACAGAAGGAAAUGAAGCAGAACAGGAACACAGCAGCCAGAAAGAAAAAGCAAACAGUGCAUUGCUGCCACCGAAACGUGGAAAGCUGAAACGCAAAGCCAAAGUAAAAGAAGAGAACUUGGGUAUACCAGAAUCCCCCAACAGUGAGGUCUCCAAACCCUCUAGAGGAAAAGAGGAAAGAAAGAGAAAAAAGAAGACUGUUAAAGUAAAACGAAAGAACAAGAUAAACACAGAGGAAGUUCCCACUGCUUAUGCACAGCCUGUUGAUCUUUCAACUACUUUCGACCUUUACCGAAAAGCAAUUUUGGCUCUCAAAGCCCGACAGGAACAGGACAUUGUUUCGAGAUAGUGAAGAAAAAGGAUCCUGGAUGUUAUCACACAGAUUGAAGAAAUGGAUGGCUUAUGAAAAUGCUGAACCACAUAUUGAUGUCGUUUACCCACUGGAUGAUGAGCUGAGCCCAUCUGCAAACUAGUUACUGUUUUGUAUUGGCUAGAAGAUCAUCAUUAAUACUUUUGUAAAGACUUUUUGGGGUAAAUUUUCGUAAGAAUAUGUAUAAUUUGUAUUGUAUUAAGAGAUUAUUGUGAAAUGACUGCAAAUUAACUAUUCAAGAAGUUCUGUUUUGAAGAAAGACUAGCCUUCCUAUGAAGAUGAUAGUGUCCUAAAAGACUUUUGUAUUAUUAAGAUUUUUCAUUGUGACCUAACCUAAGACAGUAUCUGAUGGUUUACCAUGGUGUACAUUGCAAUGACUUCUCUAUAACUUAUUUAUCUACGAAUGUGAGAUGUGUUCUUUACAGGUUUGAAUAAGAAGUUGCCUACCCUUUUUUGUGAAAUUUUAUUUAUUUGUACAUGUACCUUUUUAAAAAAUAUGAAUCCAUUUCAUUUGAGCCAAUUUGUACUUUUAAUUGAUGUGCGAUGGUUUUAUAAGGAGAAAAAAUUGCAUGAUGGGAUACUUAUUUCUCAGAAUAAUCAUCCCUGAAGUUUUUCCACCAAAUAAAAAUGAAAAAUAAAAUCCUGAACAAAACAUUGUGUUAUUGU
Molecule: messenger RNA, 3066 nt
Organism: Ctenopharyngodon idella (grass carp)
Lineage: Eukaryota; Metazoa; Chordata; Actinopteri; Cypriniformes; Xenocyprididae
Gene: arl13a
Product: ADP-ribosylation factor-like 13A
Exons: 9
Coding region: 1132-2379 (415 amino acids)
Biological process (GO): non-motile cilium assembly; receptor localization to non-motile cilium
Cellular component (GO): non-motile cilium; ciliary membrane
Molecular function (GO): GTPase activity; GTP binding
Source: RefSeq, a predicted model, not a curated record